Messenger RNA from Lymnaea stagnalis (great pond snail), 9623 nucleotides. Lineage: Eukaryota; Metazoa; Mollusca; Gastropoda; Lymnaeidae. The record is from the annotation of a GenBank genome assembly.
ACCAUACCCCUCUAGAGAAAAUUGCAAAAUCGGAAGGAGGAAGCCAUUUUGUUUGCAGGCGUAGUAAAAUUUAUGUCUGCCAGUGGAAACAAGCCACCAUCCUAAAACUGUUUUCCCCGAUUUGUUAUAAUAACCUUAAACAAUUUGUUUGUGGUUGAAUUAUGUCCACAAUGAAUCCAGACUAGUGAGUAUUAUUGGUGAAAAUACACUGGUUGUAUUCUAUAAUUUGUUUAUAAACAAAAAAAAAGUAGGAGACGGAGAUCUCUGUGAUGUGUGUGUGAUGUCACCAAGAUAUACAUAAUUGAAAUGAUAAUUUCUGAAGUUAUUAUGCUUGUAUCCUUAUUUCUUAGAGGAGUAAAAUGGAGUACUGCAAAUUUUAUUGAUUUUAAUCUAGUUUUAAAAGAAUUUUUCGGGACCGAUUAUUAAUUGUGAGUGAACCAAAAGGACUUUAUUUUAUUAUGAAGUACCCUCCAGUGAUAUAAAUAUAGUUGAGACACUGUUGAGAGGACCAGACUUAAGCUCAACUAUUUAAAAAAAGACAGUGAAAUUCUGGGGCCUAGCUCAACAGAAACUCAUACAAUCACUCAAACUCAAUCUUGCCUUGAUAAAAGUAAACUCCCAUUUUUUAAGGCUGCACACACAGUGUAUGCCUAGGCCAGGCACUUUCGUAAAGCAAGGAGACUACUUCACAAUUAUUAUGGGAAUCGGAACAGAAAAACAGAGUUUUAAUUUUUAGAUGUUGGUGCAAUUUCAUUGAUGAAAGUACUAUUUUGUCUUAAAAUUGUAGUAUUCAUCCACGUCCACACAUUUGUCAGUAGUAGACAUUUGGGCCUACAUUUCCAUUGUAAUUUAUUGUCUUUUCAAUUAACCCCAAUAUUUGUAAUUACUAGGUAAUAUAAUAAGGCGUCUUCGCCUACAAAAUGUUUGAACAUUUACAAAACAUAAGCUAUGUCUUUAAUAUUAGUACUUCCUCUUUAUUAAACCCCUAUGUUAAAUUAUGUAUAAUACUUGUGCCAAUUAUUUAAGCUAGGACAUUUUUGCCAUUUACAAUUAGUUUUGCUUGUCUAAGUAACCUGGAUUACCAUAAGGUUACUCACCACCAUUUCGACCACACCCCCUUUUAAUGGCAUAAGAGGCCAAUACUUACGAAAUAUUUAAUUAUUUACACUUAUUUAUAUUAAAAUAUUUGAUAACUUGUGUUUUAAAGUGUACUUGGAAGGCAUUUAACCACUAACUCCCAUUGGCUUGACUGCAGAACAUCCAUAUUAUCCCAACGUAAAGGGAAUAACUCUAAAUUACUUGUGUUUUUAGAAAGUUCAAUGGAUCUCACUAAUUUAAAAACCAAUUGAUGUGGGAAAAAAUUAUGUAGAGAAACGCAUUAUCUAUCAGCUGAUACCAAAUAUGUAUGGGUGUAUUAAAUAUGUACAUUUUAAAAAAUAUUAACUGUUAGAAAAUGUACACAAAAUUAUAUUGUACAGGACAAUUUCUUUUCUUUUAUCGUAAAAAAAAUACCUAAGUUUAGCUUGCCAUUGAAUGUAGCAAAACAGAGCUCCUAUCUUUUAUUUGAGCUGGUGCGGAAGUUUUUCUGCCAACACUGGUAACAUUGUUUUUUAUGUCGUGGGAGCCGAAUCCUGCGAUGCACCAAAGCUGUUCCAGCAACAGCCAAACCACCAGCAGCAGGGACCUCUACCUCAACCACCUGUCUUCUUCUCAUUGAAGAACCUUUCAUAAGGCUGUGGGCAAUGUCCAAGGGGAAAUUUCUAGAAAUGUCUUGAGAUCUGUUUCUGGACAUGACAUACUGGAUACUUUUAAUAAAGGAUCUGUUGACCAAUACAUUGUUUAUGCAGGUGAUUUGUUUACACCGAACAUAUUUAUGUUUGAAUGUCACUGACAGUGACACGAGUGAAAUUGUGAGCAUACAAAUUAAGCCUGGUCAGAAAUCAUUUGAAGUAGAUAAUCAGGAAAAAAUAAUUUUAAAAUUCCAAUGGCUGCAACUGAAGAUCAAUAUUUGAAUUGACAACAUUAGGCCCAACACCUUAUGUAAACAUGUCUAUUUACACUGGAUUGAGCGUAACACUCUAAGGAAAGCACUCAGUAAUAUUAGCUUCAGUAUCACUAUCGAGUCGUCACCAGAGUUCUCAUUUUAAAUAUUAUGACCAUUUUAAACACUUCCAUCAAGAUUUUCACCGUUUUUAAUGACACUUUUGUAUUAAUCACUUUCAUUACAAUUAUUUGAAACCAAACUUUCUAAGAAUCUGAAUUCUUUAUAUCAAAUAUUUUGAUGUAAAUAGUGGUAAUGAUUGAAUAUUUCCUAAUUAUUAUCUUCCGCCAUUAAAAAGAUGUCGAGGACCACGCCAUGGUCGAAAUUGGGCUGAGUCGCAUUAUGCGGGUUACUUGAAUAAGCAUAAUCAGCAUCUGAUAUAACAUACAUUACUGAGGAUUGGCAUACUUAUUAAUCAAUAUAUGAUGCUUAUUAUUUAAUAUAAAAGAAAUUUAUUUUGAUCUUUGGUACAAGAACAUUAAUGACUCACUAAGAGACACUUUUGCUUAUAAAUGUUAUUGUUAUAAGGUAUACUUGGGCCUAACUAUUUUAAAAAUUGACUGGCAGGCCUGCUCAGAUCAUAUUGUUGCCUUUUUCAUAACCAUUUGUUAGAUCUAAUAAAAAUUUAGAACUAACCAAAGAGAAAAAAGUGGCAUAAAAAUGUGUGAUGCUCUCAAUUCUUGAUUAUGAUAAACUACAAGGCACUGACUGUUCCUCAUGCAUAUUUCAGCAUCUCAAACAUGUUACCUUAGUUUACUUGAAUAAUACAUUACAAAAGUUUUUCUUGAAAGAAAUUUAAAAUGUAAGAAAUAGGUUUAACCCUUUACAGGGCACAUGUUUUUCCUUUUUUAAAACUUUAUAGGGCACAUUCUUUAUGAAUGGGCAACAUUUUUCAGGUUUUUAGUAAGAUUUUAGGUUAUGUUAGUAAAAACAUACAAUCUAAGGUGUUGGCUGUUGGUAAACACAUUUUUGUGAAAUAAAAAACAAAAUAAAGGAAAAUGCAAAUUUAUUUCACUCAAUGUGAAAUGAAUAAUCCAAUGUUGCCAGUCAUCCACACAUGAACACACAUAUUUAAAAAAUACAACAUAUUGCGUCAGUCAUCUAUACAAUAUUUACAAACAUUCUGCCAAGAAGUGUGUAUACUGCUGAUAUCACUGAUGAUAUUAAUAUCUAGCCCCGAUUCAUAGUCAACUUCGUGCACUUCCAUGUCACUUUAAUUGAACCCAGCUAGAUCUCCGCUAUCAUUUAAAGAAUCAUCGAAAUCCAUUUUGAUAAACAAAGCAUUAAAACCCUGAAAAGUUAUUUUUUUUAAAUUUGAUCAAAGCUAGUUUGACUGCGCUAGAUUUUAUUUUAAAAAAUCAAUGUUUCUUUUAAAGUAUGUAUUGUUUUAACAUGUAAUAUUUUUUCUUUAGUGAUUAUCUUUUCAAGCUGCUACUGAUUGGUGAUUCAGGUGUUGGAAAAUCUUGUUUAUUAUUACGAUUUGCUGUAAGUACAGUCUUAAAUACAAACUGGAAGAUAAGACUUUAACAAUCUUGUUUUUUCUCAGUUUAAAAGUUUUAUAAGUGGUUUAAUGUAAGGCGUUUUAAUCAAACCUUUUUUUGAGCAUUCAAAGGACCUUGUUAACGCAUACUUUACCACGUUUGAAAGUAACUGACUAAUUUUAAUUAUUUUAUAAAUUCUUUAAGCUCAAGUUUUAUUGAAAUGACACCAAACACUUUAAUCAAUAGCAAGGGAAUGAUUGGUAAAAUAAAUCUUGAAAUUAUUAUGUUUUUCCUACAGGAUGACACAUACACUGAAAGCUACAUUAGUACCAUCGGUGUAGAUUUUGUAAGUAAAUCUUUAACAAAUUAAUCCUUUUCUUUUUUUUAAAUUUAACAAAAAGUGUUUUAAUCAUUUGAGUGGAUUCAUAACUGUUGAUUUGAAAAUUCUAAAUAUAAUUUAAACACACAUUAAAUUUGAAAUUUAUAAUUAAACUGUAUAGUCAUAUUAUUAAAUUCAUUAUAAAUGAAUAUCUAAGCAUACAAACUUGUUAUUUAAGGGAAAAUAAAUUGGGUAAUGAAUGAAUUUUUUUUUUUUUUUAAGAAAAAAAUUUAAUAUAAUUUCUAUGUUGUAGAAUUGAUAACAUAAAUUUGUCAAAGCUUUUCUUUUUAAUAUCAUUACUGUUUUUUGUGUAAUGCGCAAGAAGUGACAGUGACUUUGUUAUCCUCUUUUCCCUGUAUAAUUUGACAUUGCGCCUUGUAGUUUAUUAGAAUCAAAGUUGGUUAAUUUGAGAAUCACUGGUUGUGGGGGAUCCUCUAAUUCCAUAAAUAAAUUUAUAGAAGGCACAAUCUUAAUGUUAGAUUUUUGGAUCAAUAUUUCUAUAGUUUAAUAGUCAAAAGAUGUUCAUCACCCAAGGAUAUUGAUAUUUGAUAUGUUAACUCCAAAAGUGUUCAAAGACAUGUUUAAGGCAAAGCUCUCUUGAAUAUUUGCCAUUAAACCUCUGUGCCUGAUGACCUGUUUGUCUGUUGUGACAUAGCUUGAUUUUUUUUAAAUGCCUAUAUUUCUCCUUUAAUGUGCAAUGUUUUUGUGAUAAUAAUAUAUUCUAUAAACCACAUAUAAAACCCUUUUUUCAGAAAAUUCGAACAAUAGAAUUGGAUGGCAAGACAAUAAAACUUCAAAUAGUAAGUAUCUUGUUUUUCCUUUAGAGAAUAUUUGUAUAUAUCUAUGUACUUAGGUGGGGUUUGCUCUCAUUUUUCCCUGUUAUAAAAAAUAUAAAGUUUCGUUUAUUUUUAAUUUACAGUGGGAUACUGCAGGACAGGAGAGAUUUAGAACCAUCACAUCCAGUUACUACAGAGGAGCCCAUGGCAUUAUUGUUGUCUAUGAUGUAACAGAUCAGGUUUGUAAAUGUAUUGUUAUUUAGCAGCAGAAAUUUAAAUGACUAUAUUAACAUCAUCUGUAUGAGCCGCAAAAACUAUUAAUAUUAUCUUUUGCGUUCUGCUAUUUUAUUUGUAAUGUCGAUUAUCAUUCUCCUAUAGGAUGUUGCAAAUAUGUGAUAUUUUCUCUGUGAUAUAUUCACCACUUGGAAUAAUCAAAUUCAGCAUUGAAAAUUCACACAACUUGGUUCCUACCAAAAAAAUUUGCUAUAUAUGUAGAGUUUAUAUGAGUCUAUAAUUUUUAAAACUUGGUUACAAAAAUCAUUUUCAAAAAAUGUUUUAGGACCCUCUCUUCACUUGAAUGGUACUUAAUAAGUAUCGGGGCCUAAAAAAAUGUAUCAAUAGUCUGAAAAUGUUUGUGAGAACAAUGAUCAGGGUGAGUGUAAAUGGGGUGAAUUACAACUUGGCUUCCGCUUCAUGGAGAUAGAAAAUGAAUGAAAAAUGAUGUGGGAACUAAGUUCAUUUGAUACUUUUUUUUAUUUGGUCUUUCAAGCAAAGAUUAUUGGACCAUUCUACAGAUUAUUCUGAACCGUCUUAUAGUGAAUAAUGAAACUGGUAAUCUGUAAAUAGUCAUCAGAAAAUACUGAGAUGUGAGAAGUAAACCUAAAGUAUCUCAUAUUUUUUUAAUAUAAUUUUACCAAAAUUGGCAAGGCAGAAUGUGCAAAUUUCUAAACUGCUAUUGUAGUUUUUUUCACUGGUCCCUUUUUUUAGUAAACACUAUUUUACAUUUUAUUUUAAUAAACUGCAAAUUCAAAUAAUGUAAAUUCUUCACAUCAUUUAGGCUUGAAAUAGUAUUUAUUAACCCUAUAACUGUCAGGUGCAUUUUGCUUUAGUGUCAAGCCAUUUUUAGGUUUUAAUAUGCUUGUCAAAAAUUCACAAAAUAUUGAAAAUUGUAAUUUUUUGAGAAUUUUAUUCACUACCUUCACAUUUCUUUCAUAAAACAUACAAAGAGGGAAUGCCCGAACUGAGUUAAAAAAUUCCUUUUCAAUUGAAUUUAUUCAGUACAUUUUUAUUAAUAAAUACCAGUGCUUCAGAACAUACACAAACAUAAAUGUCUUUAAAUCUUUUUAGGGUAGGUAUUUGGGAUCCAGCCUUUUUCUUUUGUUUUCGAUUUUCACCCUUUCCCAAACAAAUUUGUCAGUGACAAUAUGGCUAAGAUUAAGGCUAAAAUUUUCAAUAUCUGACUCUUAUGUCACCAUCACCGCUAUCUGCUGUAACACCACAAAAAUAGGUAUAACAGCCGAUGAUCAGACUUUAUUACAGCUUUUUUUUCUUCUUCUUAUAUAUAUUGAUGCACCUAAAUAUUUCAUCUGAUUCUAAAAAUGGAACAUUCAUUUUUGGGGUUUAAUUUAGAAUAGAAGUUUUGAACAACCUAUAAUUCCAAUAGGCAUGGAGAAAUUCUUAACCUGAAUUUCAACUAUUUAUAAAUCAAUGCUAAUAUCUUGAACCAUUUUUAUAAACAUUACAUGUAACAAUGUAACUGGACCGUUUUUCAUUUUUAUUUGAGAAUUUUUAUUUACAUUGCAGGAGUCUUUCAACAAUGUAAAACAGUGGCUCCAAGAAAUUGACAGAUAUGCUAGUGAAAAUGUCAAUAAGUUGUUGGUUGGCAAUAAAAGUGAUUUGACAACAAAGAAAGUAGUGGACUUCACUACAGCUAAGGUAUACAGUCAAGAUUGGAUUGGAUUUUCAAUUAUUUUUUUCUAAGACAGGAACAUAGCAUCUUAAUAUAUUGCUUUAUGAAUUUUCUACCUGUUCCUAAACUAAUAUUUAAUAUUUUAUUAGGUAAGUUUAAAUAGUGUGAUUUUGUAAAAAAAAAUUUCCUUCUUUCUUAAGACUGCUAUUAUCAACAUCUCUAGAGCAUUAUGUAUUUGUCACUCAAGUGGACUGGAGGGCUGUAUUAUGUUAUUGAUGAAUUUAAAAUUUAUGUUUUCAGGAGUAUGCAGACCAACUUGGUAUACCCUUUUUGGAAACCAGUGCAAAAAAUGCAACAAAUGUAGAACAGGCUUUUAUGACCAUGGCUGCAGAAAUCAAGAACAGAAUGGGGCCCAUUACAGCUGCAUCAGACAGUAAACCUAGUGUAAAGAUAAAUUCUAGCACUCCUGUCAGUGCAAACAAAGGUGGCUGCUGUUAAUGUCUAUUUCUUUCAAAUGUUUUUUGGGGCGUUUUUUUUUUUUUUAAACAUUUUUUUUUCCUCCAGAAUGAGGCUCUCCAGAAAGAGAUGACCAAACUGGGUUUUGUUGAACCUGUCAAAUUUUAAAAUUACAAUGGGUUGCAGUGAACCAAGUUUAUUUCACUUUAGAAUAAAGGGGGACUUUAAAAAAGUAUAUGCUCAUUACUGCUCCCCUGUUACUUUGAAACUGAAAUUGUAAGAGUUUUUUUUUUUUCACUCUUGUAAUUAAUAAAUAUUUCUCAUGUUGAAAUUGUGUUAAUGACUAACUUUCCUGAAAAGAAUUGCUACUUGAGCCUUUUUCAAUUUGGGAUAGACAGGUCUAUCUAGUUCCACUGACUACUAAAUGUAUGAAUGAGAGUUAGUUUCAAAAUGUGCCGCCUUAUCCACUUUACCUUAUUUUGGCCUGAUAUCAAUAUGUUCUGUUAUUAAAUUAUAAUUUUUUUUUGAAGUAAACAAAAUAGAUUUUUUAUCUCUAUUUGAUGUGGUUGUCUUGAGGUGGGCUAAAUGAGCAACAGUGACUGAUAUGUUGGUGCUUUGGAAGAUGUUUUCACUUUAUUUCAUCCAAUUAUGGAGCAGUUAAAUAUGAAUGUGUUUGGUUUAUCAAUUACUCAAAGCUAAACAAAGAGAAACAUUGAAAUUUUACAACAUUGUUUUGUAAAAAAAAAAAAGAAAAUAACAACAAAAUUUGAUGUGUCACUUUGUACAUUCAUCCAGUGUCUUUUCUAAUUUAUUUCUAGUUCUACAAUGAUGCAUGUAUAACCAUGACUGAAUGUUGCAAAGUAAGGUGAAGAUUGUAGGAUGAUGCCCUGAGCUCGAUUAGAAAAUGUUUCAAUACUGGUACAUCACCUAUGUGUAUAUCUUUUUCAUGAAGAAAGUUCCCCAUCAUCUUAUUUUGCAUCUUUCAGCAAUGGUAUUUUCUUUUGUGUGACAAUGGCAACAGCACACUAAAAAAAUCACAUGCGGAUAUGUUUGUUUUGUCUGUCAUUUGUGAUGGUGUGUGCAUUAACUUCACUCAGAAUGUCAUGGAUGCUUUUUUAGGUGGGGUGGGGAAUACAUAAUGCAUAUUUAAAUGAAACCAUAUGUAGAGAAAUGUGGGAAUUAAUAAAAUAACUAUCUGUAUCCUUCAAUGAAAAUAAAAUUUGUAUCUGAAGUUGUACAAUACAUCUAAUUCUGUCUACUUUGUGACUCUGUUUGACUUGGCAAACAUUUUCAUGUAAUACAGAGCUAUGGGGGGGGGGGAGACUUUGUGAAUGGACUGUGGAACGCUAGGAGGAAAUUAGGCAAAGAAGAAUAGUUGAGUAGUUGGAGAUAGAUCAGAGGUUAGCUCAUCAUACAGAAAGGAAAUGGUUACUACGGCUCUAUGAACUUAAGGUUGUCGCUUGGUUUAUGGUUUACAUUAUCCCAUUAAUGCUAACUUAAAGAAUGCUUGUGAUAGUGAGGGUGGUGUGGUCUGUCAUUAUCAUUUGGGAUAUCUAUUUUCCAUUAUGCAUAGCCUUUCAUCCAUAAUGUUGUAUUGCAAUAUGGGUGGUUGAUGACUGAGGGACAGUAGAUGUACAUAAGUCUGCAUGCUUACAAAAUGUUUAUUUUUGUGCCAUGUGAUACCGUACUUGUCAUUAAAUUUUGAAAAUAUUGUCCCUUUGUUUUUUUUGUUUGUUUUUAAAUUCAGAAAUGGUUGUAGCAGUCACGAAUGUCAGGCAUUUUAUUUUUCAAUAAUUUUAUGUGUGUUCAUGACCAUUAGAAAGAAAUAACACAUUUUACCUAAGACAUUCCGAUGGAAAAAGAAAAAAAAAACAGCUGUUUAGCCAAUGAACCUCUUUUGUUUAUUCUCUAGAAUUGUUCUAUCAUUCUCUUCAAGCAAGAGCCAUUAUAGUUCAGGGAGGUAAUGGAAUGGUUAGUGUUAUUCAGAUAUUGUAGUUGUAUCCAUUUGUGCAAUUUUUUUCAAAUUAUUUCAUUUAUUUCACAUCCCUUUUUGUGUUGUUUUUUUUUUAAAAUGAAGAUGCAUUAUAAUUAUAGGUGUCUACAUUUCAGAUUAUUUUUUUUUUUAUUAAUAAUUAUAAAAUAGAAGCGCUGCAACUUGACUGAAUGGAUUGUUGAUUGCAUUAUAAAGCACUUUCCAUUCCAAGUUUUCAACAUAUUGUUUCUACUGUUUUUACAAGGUGAUUGGAUCACUUCUUGUAUAAGCUGCUAUCAGUUGUAUUGGAAAACAACUGGUUUAAAGGUUUUUGUACUCAGAAAGCUACAGAAUUAUUCCUUAGAUUUUGGUAGAACACUAACCAAGUUUGUUGUGUAGGAAAAACUAUAAAGGGCUGGAAACUACCACAAUCAAUCAGUUAAUGGUGGAAGACAGAAAGCCUUUUUUCUCCAUCUUCUUGCUUCGUUUUAUUGUGGGCUCAACUGAGGAAACAUGAUUAUUGUUCAUCUUCAGAGAAGCAGGAUAACAAUCGCUGCACUGUAAACAUUAUCAUUAACAAAUAAAAAUAUCUGUAUAUAUAUAUAUACA